Molecule: messenger RNA, 812 nt
Organism: Colletotrichum navitas
Lineage: Eukaryota; Fungi; Ascomycota; Sordariomycetes; Glomerellales; Glomerellaceae
Exons: 4
Coding region: 77-739 (220 amino acids)
Source: RefSeq, a predicted model, not a curated record
CUCACUUUUACCCAUCGAACCUGCCCCACCAGAUUCGACCGCCCGCAUCAUUUUCACCUCCCAGCGCCCGUCAAACAUGCCCUCGACACCACCACAUAACCGCCAACAAACCUCGCAGACGACCACCCUCCUCGUCCUCGGCUUCAUCAUCGUCUGCCUCUUCCCAAACUUGUUUAAUUUCCUUUGGCACCUGCCCCUCACGCUCCUAGGAUACGCAUUCUCCGGCCUCCACAGCGCUUCGACGGCGACCCCACGUCAUAGCCCCCCACCAAACUCGCACUCGGCGACCAUGACGGGCUCCUGGUUCCAGAAGCAGUUCACCCUGCCCGCGCGCUCGCGCGGCUCGUACCUCAUCACCGACGACGUCGUCGGCGCGCUCCCCGAGCUCAAGAACUACAAGGUCGGCAUCCUGCACCUGUUCGUGCAGCAUACGAGCUGCGCGCUCAGCCUCAACGAGAAUUGGGACAGUGAUGUCCGAGAAGAUAUGAGCGAUGCGCUGGACCGCAUUGCCCCCGAGGCCGGCCCCAAGGGCCAGGAGCUGUAUCGGCACAGCGCCGAGGGCCCCGACGACAUGCCUGCUCACAUCAAGAGCGCUCUCAUCGGCGCAAGCGUGACCAUCCCGAUCAAGGAUGGCAAGCUGGCGACGGGAACCUGGCAGGGAAUUUGGUACCUAGAGUUCAGAGCCAGCAAGCACCAGCGCCGGGUCGUGGCCACCAUCCAGGGACAGCCCAAGGCAUAGGUUCCAGCAGACAGAUGAUGCACAAUCAUAAUAAUGACAAUCACCUAUUCCGUUUCAAACUGAGGAUACCAAU